This is a messenger RNA of Hirundo rustica (Barn swallow), 1992 nucleotides long. RefSeq names its product charged multivesicular body protein 1A (gene CHMP1A). The coding region runs from base 76 to 666 and encodes 196 amino acids. Gene Ontology annotation, biological process: endosome transport via multivesicular body sorting pathway; late endosome to vacuole transport; protein transport. The transcript has 7 exons. Gene Ontology annotation, cellular component: multivesicular body; ESCRT III complex. NCBI's taxonomy places the organism in Eukaryota, Metazoa, Chordata, Aves, Passeriformes, Hirundinidae. The record is from RefSeq and is a predicted model, not a curated record.
CAGCGCGCGCACCCCGGAAGCGGCGUUGGCGGCACCCGGAAGCGGCUGCGGAACCCGGAAGCGGCGGCGGGCAGGAUGGACGACACGCUCUUCCAGCUGAAGUUCACAGCGAAGCAGCUGGAGAAACUCUCCAAGAAAGCCGAGAAGGACUCCAAGGCCGAGCAAGCCAAAGUCAAGAAGGCGCUGCAGCAGAAGAAUGUGGAGUGUGCCCGCGUUUACGCCGAGAAUGCCAUCCGCAAGAAGAACGAGGGGCUCAACUGGCUGAGGAUGGCGUCACGGGUGGAUGCCGUGGCCUCCAAGGUGCAGACUGCCGUCACCAUGAAGGGGGUGACAAAAAACAUGGCACAGGUGACCAAGGCUCUGGACAAGGCCCUGAGCUCCAUGGACCUGCAGAAGGUGUCGGCAGUGAUGGAUAAGUUCGAGCAGCAAGUGCAGAAUUUGGAUGUUCACACGUCGGUCAUGGAGGACUCCAUGAGCUCGGCCACCACGCUGAGCACGCCGCAGGAGCAGGUGGACAGCCUGAUCGUCCAGAUCGCCGAGGAGAACGGGCUGGAGAUCAUGGACCAGCUGAGCCAGCUGCCCGAGGGGGCCUCGGCCGUGGGGGAGAGCUCCGUCCGCUCCCAGGAGGACCAGCUGUCCCGGAGGCUGGCUGCCCUGCGGAACUGAGCUCUCCUGUGGCCCUGCGGACGGCGGAGGAGCCGGGACCCCCUCCCGCAGCCCCCCCUGCCUCGGGGCUCUUCCCUGGGGGGGAAUGUGGCUGAGGAACGCCCUGCUGGAUUGUGGGGGGGCUUAAUUCGGGGGUGCUGCUGGUGGUGCCUGGCAGAGCCCCACGUCCCGCUGCUGACAGAACACUAAGGGGAUUUUCCUGGUCUCGGGAUGCUGCUCCCCAAGUCCUCUGUUGUUCCCUGUCCCUGCCCAGAGCUGAGCUGUGGGCCGAGUUCCUCAGGAGCCGUUUGGGAGGAGCAGGAGGAGCCGCGGGGUUUCCCAGUCUCCGGCAGAGCAGUGGGAAGGGCCCCGUGCCCGGCUGUGGAUCUGGGGAGGUCGGUGCCUUGCAGGAAGGGGUGGUGACACCGGGGUGUCCCCUCCCUCGCUGUCACUGUCCCUGUGCCCUCUGCUGCUCCGUGUCCUGCUGGGCCGACGCCCCCAGCCCCCUACCACGAAGUGCCCUUUGGAACACCCCCCCUGCCCAGCCCCCUUCGUGUCAGUCCACACAUUCCACAGGCACUGCCAGCUGGAAAUGGUUAUCCCGGCCCUGACUGCCAGUUUGGACCAGUGAGGACCCGCGUCCAGCCCCGGGAUUGUGGAUUGCAGCAGCUGUGGUGGCUGCAGACACGUCCCCAAAUGUCCUCCUGCUGGGUGGGUGUGACAGGGAAUGCAAACCCAUCCCUGUGCCUCGUCCCUGGAUAUCCUCCGUCCCCUCGCUGCUGGCGCUGGGCUGGGGCUGCUCUCCGUGUCCCCCUCGUCCCUGUCCCUUGUCACCUUCCCCCGGGGCUGGAGCUGUUUGUGUCCCUCCCGGCACCGCGGAGCUGCUGGAAGCUCUCCAGGAAGGAAGCGCUGUUUCCUUUGGGUCCCCCCGGAGGAACUUUCACCUCUGGGCGAUGUCACGGGGGUCACAUCCCCGGCACAAACAUUUCCCGCCGCGUUGAUUAUUUUUCCUGAGUUCAGUGGCCUUGGAGCGUGUGGCUGGUGACAAGAGCCUUCCUCACCACCAAGGAGGAGGAGGUGGCUUCGUGCUGCAGCAGAGCGUUGUGUCUUGUGCCACCUCCCAGUGGGCUGGGUGGGAAGCUGGGGGACACUGGAGAUUUGUGCCUGGCUCCCUGCUCGGUGGCACUGGGGGCUCCUGACCUGCACUCGUCCCUCUCUCCGGGCUGUCUCUGUGUGGUUUCAUUGGUGGUUUGUUUUUUUUUUAAGCUCGUCUUCUUUGCCUUCUUUUUCCCCAAACCGUGUCCGUGCCCUUCUGUGGGUUUCAAUAAACAAUCUCUGAACGCCCCA